AAGUUUUCUAAUGUUUGUGUUUAAUUUUUCGAAUUUUUCAUACUUGAUUUAAAAUGAUUGACUUUUUUAAUUAAAGGAAAAAAAACGAUUUUCAAUAAAUAAGGGAAAUAAAGUAACGAGUAUUUAAAUAUUUUUUUUUUUUGCUGAAUUGUAAUUAGAGACAAUAAAAAUGUCAGUUUCAAUUAUCAACGUCUAUGAGAGGUUAUGUUCGUGUGAAAAAACAAACAAUUGGGACUCAAUACCAGAGUUUUUACAGCCAAAGUAUUUCCAUUCGGACGAAAAUAUCGAUAUAAGGCUACUGGCAAAAGUGGCGAAAAUUUUGACAAAUGCAAAUUUUAAAAUUCCAAGAAAAAUACAAAUUCUCCUCUUAAAAUGUCUCGUGAAUUGUUGUGUUAAAAAUUUUAAAUAUAAACCCUACUAUUUGAAUGAUGGAACAAUUUCCAAGUAUGAGACAGAAAUUUACGAUUUAUUAUCCGAUGGUAAUAAUAUGGAGAAAAUUGAUAAAACUUAUCCAAUUGAGACACAUUUUCCACUCGAUGGAGUUAGUCAGUGGGCAGUUGAUUACCUGCUUGGAUUAAUUGAUAAGGAAAGUUUAACGAACGAAGAAUUAGAAAUACUCACGCAAUGUAUGCAAUUUCUUUCGAAUUUCGUUUCAUUUGCGUGUAAAACUAGUAAUGCUCCUGAUUUAGAAGAGGCGCCAUCACAUCUCAACAGUGAGAAACUUAAAAAUGCUAUUGUGUUUCUCAUCGGUCACGAGCACAUGCCAGUAGCAAGAGCAGCUUGUUGUUUUGUUUUUAACACAAAUCAUCAUAAUGAUAUUUCCGAUACAAAAGAAUGCGAAUUCCUAAAGAAUUUAAUACACGCUUCAAGAUUAGAAAUAAAUGCAGCUUUGGAAAUUAUUAAUUAUUUUAUAGUGAAUACAAAAAAUUUUGAGCAAAUUUAUGAAAAUUUAUCAAUUGAUGAUAAAUUAUACAUAUUGCAAGUAAUUCAUGAGAAUUUAUUGAAUGAAACGUAUCAAAGUAUUUCCACUGAGAUGACGAAAUUUAUCAUUGAAAAAUUUAAGAGAAAAAGUGAUUUAAUUCUUAAAACUGUCGAUACAUAUUUAGAUGGAAUGCAACCAAUGGAGGUAAUGAUUCUUCUAGAUAUUUUAGGUGUUUUAUCGUCGAGAAUCGAUGAUUCAAUUUCUAGUUUCUUAAGACAGGACAGAAGUCUUCUAAUAAAUGGUCUAUAUUUACUCAAAUCUAUUCACAUGGUGGGAAGAGAGACGGAUAAUUAUUUUACACCUCUGCAAAAAUUGAGUGAUGUCGCUCCAAAUGCUCAGGGAUCAAGUACAUCCAAAAAUGACUUUGAGGCACAUCCUGCUUAUGGUUUUAAAGCCGGACUUGUCAGAUUAAUCGGAAACUUGGCUUUUGAAAAUGAAGAUAAUCAAAAUUUUAUUAGAGAAGAAGAAGGAAUUCCUCUACUCUUAGAUUGUUGCAACAUAGACGCCAGAAAUCCUUUAAUCAUUCAAUGGGUUAUUUUGGCAAUAAAAAAUUUAUGCAGCAAAAAUGAGAGAAAUCAAGAAGUGAUACAGGAAUGUACAAAAAUUGGUGUCGUAGAUAGCAGCACUCUCAAAGAAAUGGGACUUACUCUUCACGAAGAAGAAGACGGAAAAGCAAUUGGCAUCGUUCCUAUAUUAUUAUAAAUUAUUAACGGAUUU
Leptopilina heterotoma is the source of this 1699-nucleotide messenger RNA. Its product is annotated as ataxin-10. The record is from RefSeq and is a predicted model, not a curated record. NCBI's taxonomy places the organism in Eukaryota, Metazoa, Arthropoda, Insecta, Hymenoptera, Figitidae. Gene Ontology annotation, biological process: neuron projection development. The coding region runs from base 170 to 1684 and encodes 504 amino acids. The transcript is spliced from 7 exons. Gene Ontology annotation, cellular component: cytosol.